UACAAGUGGAUUUAUAUAUUUAUCGAGUGUAUUGUUGACAUUCACGUGUGCACAUGGUAAAUGGUCGAAAAUGUCUGCUGUGAAAAGAAAAUCUCUUACUGACAAACAGUUUACAUCUCAUGCUGAUGCUGAUAAUUUAUUUGCUGAGAAAGUUCCCAAUUCAGAAUCUGACGAUGAGGAGGAAUCUGACUCUAGUGACUCGUCCGAGAGUGAAUAUUCUGGUCUGGAGGAGGAGCCCGACACUAGCGAUGAUGAAGAUUCGGAUUCUAAAAUGCCAUCUGAUUCUGAUUCGAGUGGUAAUGAGUCUAGUGAAUCUGAUACAGCAACCUACUCACUGAAGCAGACGGACAGCAAGACAGGAUCAGCCAAGCAGAAGAAAGGUUUGAAAACUGAGGCCAAUACGAAUGAAGGACAGACAAGUGAGGAAAAGCCUGACGAAUAUGAACAUGAUUCUUCUGAUGAGGAGGAUGUUAGAAAUACGGUUGGCAAUAUUCCACUUGAGUGGUAUCGUGAGUUCGCCCAUAUUGGUUAUGAUGUUGAAGGCAGAAAGCUUAUCAAGCCAGCGCAAGGAGACGAGUUGGAUGAAUUCCUCAAUAAAGUGGACGAUCCUAAUUAUUGGCGAACGGUCACCAACAAGAUGACGGGACAAAAGGUUCUGCUUAGUGCCUCCGAUGUGAAGAUGAUACAGAACGUGCAGAAGGGGAAAAGUCCAGCUGGUUCUCAAAGCAUGUAUGAGCCCUGGAUUGAUUUUUUCUCAUAUGAUACAAUGCUGCAUCCUGUUACCAAUCGACCUGCUGACAAAAGGAGUUUCAUUCCUUCAAAAUGGGAAAGGUUGAAGGUGGGUCAGAUGGUUCAUGCUAUAAAGAUGGGAUGGAUGAAGCCUCCUAAAGAAAAGAAGGAAGGAGAACAAGAAGACAAAGAAGAAGAAAUAACUUACUAUGAUUUGUGGAAAGAUGACAAUGAGAGUGAGAUUACUCGCCGAUACCGACAGCACAUCCCAGCUCCAAAAUUACCGCUUCCUGGCCACGAGGAGUCGUACAAUCCACCACCAGAAUAUUUGUUAACAGAAGAAGAAGAAGAUAAGUACUGGGACAUUGACCCAGAAGACAGAAGAAUGAACUUUAUUCCUCGCAAAUACUCGUCACUCCGUCUGGUGCCGGCAUACGACAAAUUUGUCAAUGAGAGAUUUGCCCGGUGUCUAGACCUGUACCUGUGUCCUAGACAGAGAAUAAUGAGGAUGCAUGUCAACCCUGAAGAUUUGAUCCCAAAGCUUCCGAAGCCAAGAGAUCUUCAGCCAUUCCCAACAAUAGAAUCUUUGGUGUAUAAAGGUCACAGUGACAUGGUGCGGUGUCUCAGUGUGGAACACAGUGGCCAGUGGCUGGCUUCAGGCUCUGAUGAUGAGACUAUUCGACUGUGGGAGGUUGCGACUGGCCGGUGUUUGAAGACGAUCCACAUGGAUGGGAAGGUGAAGAGCUUGGCGUGGAAUCCCUCGUCUGCUGUCUGUCUGCUGGCAGCAGUCGUGGAUAACUCUGUGUUGAUAUUGAACCCUGGUCUUGGAGACAAGCUGGUCAUCACAAACACAGAUGACCUUGUCAGUUCGUUCGAGGCUCCUGAGGAGUCAACCUCAGAGAAAAAACUUCCUGUACAGUGGGAGACGUUUUCUGAAGAGAAAUAUGAGGUUGGCUUCAGAAUUAAGAUUUCACAUCCUAAGGAAGUUUCCCAGGUUACUUGGCACAUCAAGGGAGACUACCUAGCAACAGUGAUGCCCAAGGGAGAUAGUAUGUCGGUUCUCAUUCAUCAGUUUUCCAAGAGGCGUUCACAGAAUCCUUUCCGAAAGUCAAAAGGUCUGGUGCAGUGUGUCCUCUUUCAUCCUGUUAGACCGUACCUCCUUGUUGCAACACAGCGGUAUGUGAGGAUUUACAAUCUUCUGAAGCAGGAGCUGACGAAGAAACUUUUUACCAACUGCAAGUGGGUGUCCAGUCUGGCUAUCCAUCCAGGAGGUGAUAAUGUUAUUAUCGGCAGCUAUGACAGCAGACUGAGUUGGUUUGAUCUGGAUCUCUCUACAAAACCUUAUCAGACACUCAAACAUCACAAGAAGGCUUUGCGUCAAGUGACAUACCACAAGAGAUACCCUUUGUUCGCCUCUGCCUCUGAUGAUGGAAGUGUUAUUGUGUGUCAUGGAAUGGUGUAUAGUGAUCUUCUGCAGAACCCAUUGAUUGUGCCGGUCAAGGUAUUGAAAGGUCACGUGACAACCAAUGGGCUUGGAGUCCUCGACUGUCAGUUUCACCCAUCACAACCCUGGAUAUUCUCCAGUGGGGCAGAUGGCUUAAUUCGACUUUAUACUUGAUAGUAAUUGCAAUAGCUCCAACAAACUUCAAAUUAUCAUCAGACUUCAAAAAUACCACCAAAGUUUGUCUUCAAAUUCAUUGAUAAUAUUCGUGAUAGCUUUUGCUCUAAAUUUUAACAACAUUACUAUCAAAUGUUUAUUAGUGUUUGGAUUAUAAUAAUGAUUGAACUUUACCAGACUUUUAUAAGCACCAGACCAGACUUCCAACAAUUUAAUUAUAAAGACUUCAGCAGUGUUCAGACUGUUAUGUAACAUCAAAAAGCUGUCUGACUUCUCCUUGCAUCAAAUGCUUAAUACGGAAUUAUCUGUGUGAUGCUUUCAAACAGAUGGUACUGGUUUUCACAUUGUAUAAAACAUUUAAAUACUUUUUACAAGUUAUAAAUUAGAAGAAUGUUUUACAUACAUAAGUUUUGUAAAUAAAUGUAUAUUAUU
Gigantopelta aegis is the source of this 2779-nucleotide messenger RNA. Its product is annotated as ribosome biogenesis protein bop1-like. The record is from RefSeq and is a predicted model, not a curated record. Gene Ontology annotation, cellular component: PeBoW complex; preribosome, large subunit precursor. Gene Ontology annotation, biological process: maturation of LSU-rRNA from tricistronic rRNA transcript (SSU-rRNA, 5.8S rRNA, LSU-rRNA); ribosome biogenesis. Bases 71 to 2347 code for a protein of 758 amino acids. Gene Ontology annotation, molecular function: ribonucleoprotein complex binding; protein binding. The transcript is spliced from 20 exons. Lineage: Eukaryota; Metazoa; Mollusca; Gastropoda; Neomphalida; Peltospiridae.